Neohortaea acidophila is the source of this 3243-nucleotide messenger RNA. RefSeq names its product Glutamate/Leucine/Phenylalanine/Valine dehydrogenase-domain-containing protein. The transcript has 2 exons. Gene Ontology annotation, cellular component: mitochondrion. The coding region runs from base 1 to 3243 and encodes 1080 amino acids. Gene Ontology annotation, molecular function: L-glutamate dehydrogenase (NAD+) activity. NCBI's taxonomy places the organism in Eukaryota, Fungi, Ascomycota, Dothideomycetes, Mycosphaerellales, Teratosphaeriaceae. The record is from RefSeq and is a predicted model, not a curated record.
AUGGCGUCCUCCCUACAACCCAAUGGCACCGCAGCCGACCACGCCGCCGACCCCAACCCAGCGCAACAAAAGCUCCUCGACCCGCAGACCGUCCGGACUCCCGGCCGCCAACCCUCUCCUCAGCCCACACAUCUUGGUGUCUCCGGUGACUCGCACGUCUCCCACGUCCUCUCCGAGUCCGGGCCCGGCUAUGUCGCGCCCACCUUCGAGGGCAAGGAGCAGCAGAUGGAGCGGGUGAUGGACGCGGUGGAAGAGAAGGGCUUCAUCCCCGCCGACCUGGUCGAGACGGAGGUCAAGUGGUUCUACAACGAGCUCGGCAUCGACGACAUGUACUUCUCCACCGAGUCCGCCGACGCCAUCGUCAGCCACAUCCACUCCCUCUACGCCGCCAAGGUUGCCGCCUACGCCCGCGACGACAAGAAGCUGGAGAUCCGGUUGGAGAAGGAGGCGGCUGAUCAUGCCGUCUACAUUGAUACCAGCAGACCCGGCAUCUCCAACCUCCAGGGCUCCGGCUUCGAGUCACGCAUGGAGUCGAAGUACUUUGAUGGCAGCAGAGGCUUGCACAGUUACCGCAUGGAGUCCUUCCGCUCCAAGAGCAAGCUGCCGGAUGCAACGGACGAGGAGGCUUCACUCCGCUGCUACUUCAUCUACCAGUCGGUCUUCAAGAACCAGAACCCCGCGCCCGGCGAGACACGCAUCGAGGAGCUGGGUGACGAGCGCUUCCUGCAAAAAGCCACCAAGAACACCCUCGACAUCUACCAGCGCAUCUUGGACGUCGUCGCCGUCCGUACCGGUCCCGUGAUCGACAUGUACGAGAUUGAAGGCACGCGCGAGAAGAGAUUGAUUGUCGGCUUCAAACAAGGCUCUGCUCUGGGCCUCUUCGCUGCCCUGAGCGACCUGUACCACUACUACGGCUUGACGUCGUCGAGGAAAUACAUUGAGCAGUUUAGCAAUGGCAUUUCCAUCAUGUCAAUCUACUUGGUCCCGGCGCCCGGCUCGGAGACGAACCACGCCCCAAUUGAAGCCAGCAUCCACCAGGUCACCAAGGAGAUUUCCCUGCUGUACUGCGUUCCGCAAAACCGCUUCCAACACCACUUCAUCAGCGGGCGCCUGUCUCUGCAAGAGUCCAUCUACGCACAUUGCGUGUGGGUCUUUGUCCAGCACUUCUUGAACCGUCUGGGCACCGAGUACAACACCCUCAAAUCCGUCUUGGACAUGAGCAACAAUGUCCAGGCCGAGCUGCUUUCCAAGCUCAAGAAGCGCCUGCGUAACGAGACGUUCACAGCCGACUACAUUCUGGAAAUCAUCAACCAGUAUCCCGACCUCAUCCGCUCCCUCUACCUCAGCUUUGCCAGCACUCACUACGUUCACACUCGUGGCGAGCAGGAUGACUUCCUUCCCACGCUGUCAUACCUCCGCAUGAAGGUCGACCGUGUGCUCACCGAUGACGAGCACAAGGACCUCAUCUCCAAGAGUGCCGUCAACGAGCACCACGAGAUGGUCAUGACUGCUUUCCGCGUCUUCAACUCCGCCGUCCUCAAGACCAACUUCUACACCCCGACCAAGGUCGCCCUCUCCUUCCGCCUCAAUCCUUCCUUCCUGCCGGCCGAGGAGUACCCCCAGCCCCUCUACGGCAUGUUCUUGGUCAUUAGCUCGGAGUUCCGCGGCUUCCAUCUCCGCUUCCGAGACAUUGCGCGUGGUGGUAUCCGUAUCGUCAAGUCUAGGAGCCGUGAAUCUUACUCCAUCAACGCCCGUCUGCUCUUCGAUGAGAACUACAACCUCGCCAACACGCAGCAGCGCAAGAACAAGGACAUCCCAGAAGGUGGCAGCAAGGGUGUCAUUCUUCUGGACCUGCAGCAUCAGGACAAGAUGCAAGUGGCGUUUGAAAAGUACAUUGACAGCAUCAUCGACCUGCUGCUGCCCCCACACAGCCCGGGCAUCAAGGACCCCAUUGUCGAUUUGUACGGCAAGGAGGAGAUUCUGUUCAUGGGCCCGGAUGAGAACACGGCGGAUCUGGUCAACUGGGCGACGGAGCAUGCCCGCGAGCGCGGCGCUCCGUGGUGGAAGUCUUUCUUCACCGGCAAGUCACCUAAGCUCGGUGGCAUUCCACACGAUCACUACGGCAUGACUACGCUCUCCGUGCGCGAGUACGUACUGGGUAUCUACCGGAAAUUGGGACUGGAGCAGAGCGAAGUUCGCAAGCUGCAGACUGGUGGACCAGACGGCGAUCUUGGCUCCAACGAGAUCCUGCUCUCGUCCGAAAAGUACACGGCCAUUGUGGACGGUUCGGGCGUGCUCAUCGACCCCAACGGAAUCGACCGGCCGGAACUAAUGCGCCUCGCCAAGAACCGCAAGAUGAUCAUCGAGUUCGACGUUUCCAAGCUGUCCAAGGACGGCUACCGCGUGCUCGUCGACGACAACAACGUCACCCUGCCCUCGGGCGAGGUCAUCAACAACGGCACCACCUUCCGCAACACCUUCCACCUGCGCAAUCAAGAGCACUACGACGUCUUCGUCCCCUGCGGCGGCCGCCCGGAAUCCAUCGACUUCUCCUCCGCCAGCCGCCUCAUCUCCGAAGGCAAAUCCACCAUCCCCUACAUCGUCGAAGGCGCCAACCUCUUCAUCACGCAGGAGGCCAAGCUCCGCCUGGAAAAGGCCGGGUGCAUCGUCUUCAAAGACGCCUCGGCCAACAAGGGCGGCGUCACGAGCUCCUCCCUCGAAGUCCUCGCCGCACUCUCCUUCUCCGACGCCGAGUUCCUCUCGCACAUGUGCGUCCAGCCCGACGGCACCGUCCCGCAGUUCUACCAGGAAUACGUCAAGGGCGUCCAGGCCAUCAUCCAGCAGAACGCGCGGUUCGAAUUCGAGGCCAUCUGGCGCGAGCACGAGGCGUCCGGCACGCCCCGCAGCUUGCUCUCCGAUCGCCUGUCCGAGGCGAUUACCAAGAUGGACGAGGAGUUGCAGCAGACGGAGCUGUGGGAGAAUGUGGAUCUGCGACGCAGCGUGUUGGAAGAUGCGCUGCCGCCUUUGCUGCUGCGGGAUAUCGGCCUCGACAAGAUUUUGGAGCGGGUCCCGGAAAACUACCUCCGCGCCAUUUUCGGCAGCUUCCUCGCCAGCCGCUUCAUCUAUUCCAUGGGCAUCUCCGCCUCGCCCGUCAGCUUCUUCGCGUUCAUGAACCACCGCAUGGCGAGCGUCAGGCGGGGCUCGGGGACGAGCGUCAGACGGGGCUCAGCGGUGCGGACGUAA